Cyprinus carpio (common carp) is the source of this 1906-nucleotide messenger RNA. RefSeq names its product JNK1/MAPK8-associated membrane protein. Gene Ontology annotation, cellular component: membrane. Gene Ontology annotation, molecular function: ubiquitin protein ligase binding. Gene Ontology annotation, biological process: response to unfolded protein. The record is from RefSeq and is a predicted model, not a curated record. Lineage: Eukaryota; Metazoa; Chordata; Actinopteri; Cypriniformes; Cyprinidae.
UGACACGAUUCUCUUUUAGCAACACGUCCCACAUCUCACGAAGAAGACGGAGGCGUGUAUUCUUCCGGUUUCUGUGACGUUGUUUUGAUCAUACAGCUUCAAAUCAACUAAUCCAAUAAACUGAGUGUUUGAUCGUUUUUUAAUGCUGCAUACGACAUGGCUGUAGCAAUGAGCUCCACCUGUCCUGGGCUGUACUGCGGAAGGACCAACAUAAAUGACUCUCUUGAAGGAGAAUGUGGGGUUUGUCCUCGUGGCCAGAGAACAAACUUUGAAAAGAUAUGUGAGAAAUGCACCGGAUCUCCUGAGCUGUAUGACUGGCUGUACCUGGGCUUCAUGGCGAUGCUGCCUCUGGUCCUACACUGGUUUUUCAUUGAGUGGUAUUCUGGGAAGAAAAGUUCUAGUGCCCUUUUCCAGCAUAUUACCGCCCUGUUUGAGUGUACGGCUGCUGCUAUAGUGACUCUGCUUCUCAACGAUCCUGUGGGCUCUCUUUAUAUUCGUUCCUGCGAGGUUAAGAUGCUUUCUGACUGGUACACCAUGUUGUAUAACCCCAGUCCUGACUAUGUCACCACUCUGCACUGCACGCAGGAGGCUGUGUUCCCUCUGUACACCAUCGUGUUGAUCUACUAUGCCUUCUGUCUGGUUUUUAUGAUGCUUCUGCGACCACUUCUGGUUAAAAAGAUUGCGUGCGGUUUAGGCAAGACCGAUCGUUUCAAGAGCAUCUACGCAGCGCUGUACUUCUUCCCCAUCCUCACUGUCCUGCAGGCAGUUGGAGGAGGACUUCUUUAUUAUGCAUUUCCAUAUAUUAUUUUGGUCUUAUCGUUGGUCACGUUGGCAGUUUAUAUGUCAGCUUCGGAGAUACAGUCUUUCAAAAACCUUGUGGCUAAGAAGAAACGCCUCGUGGUUCUCUUCAGCCAUUGGCUCCUUCAUGCAUAUGGUAUUAUUUCCAUAUCCCGACUGGAUAAACUGGGGCAGGAUUUGCCUUUGUUGGCUCUGGUGCCUGGACCUGCUCUCUUCUACCUGCUGACGGCCAGGUUCACAGAGCCAAACAGAAUUCUGUCAGAGGGUGGAAAUGGACACUGAUGUCACUUCCUGUGUAGGAGAAUCACCUCCCUCAAACUCUAAUGUUAGAGACUUUUAAUGUAAUGACACCUAUGGCACGGACACCAAAGAGCCAUAAACAGAACAUUUAGUCAUAUUGCUUGUGAUAUAGUAUGAUGCCAUAAAGUUUUCUUUACGUCUAUUUGUUUGCUUGUAUUGAACAGAGAUCAAAUGACAUACUUUGUAAAGAAUGUUCUGUAGUAGUCAAUGUUUUUGUAAAUUCAUGUUAACUUAAGUAUAUAUUAUUCAUUUAGGUUUUGAUACUUUUUGUGAUUUGUAUCUGUUGUCAAGAAGAUACAAAUCAACAAUCUGUUGUAAUGUACAAUGUAUUUUUUGUUAUAUGCAUAUAUAUAUGUAUGCAUAUAUGUAUAUAUAUGAAACAGCCGGCCUGUGAAUUUCCUGAGAGCCCUGAAGUAAUGUUAACGAUUUUCAUAUGACAUAAACUUUCUUGUGCCAAAUACAAUUGUAUGUAUUUACGCUUUAUUUUCAUGCAUGUUAAAUGAUAAAAGCUUAACACUAUAAAAGGUAUGUUGACAAUGACAAAUUUGCAUGUGGAAUUAUGAUUGUUUUGCUGCUAUGUAAUUCUGCAUACAACUUGACUAAUGAUUUCUUUUAAGCAUGUAUAUUUAUUAUGUGUAAGUUCAACAGUGAUGUGCGGAAUACAAACUGAUUAGAGAUAUUAAUGUUUUAGAGUUUUAUUCAACGUGAUGUUUUACAUAGUGGUGUGCUACAUCCAUGGCAUCAAAUCUAUAAAAAAGGAAUGUUUGUCAACUGUUUUUACUUGAUGAAUAAAUUAUUGUGCUCAUUG